Messenger RNA from Cryptomeria japonica (Japanese cedar), 4717 nucleotides. RefSeq names its product protein MEI2-like 5. Gene Ontology annotation, molecular function: RNA binding. The record is from RefSeq and is a predicted model, not a curated record. The transcript is spliced from 16 exons. Bases 1584 to 4286 code for a protein of 900 amino acids. NCBI's taxonomy places the organism in Eukaryota, Viridiplantae, Streptophyta, Pinopsida, Cupressales, Cupressaceae.
UGUGAAAGACAGAUAUCGGGCCGUUCAGCUUGCUCCAAGCGGAUCUCAAAUCCAAUUAAAUCGGUUUUAUAGCGGGCGACAGAUUCCGCGAGUAAAAUGUGCAGCUCAGUAAGGGGAUUAGUUUAAUCUGAGUCGAAAUUCCAGUUCAGAAAGGCGUCCUGGUUUCUCCCUUUGCCGCGAAAAGGUCGAGACUUGAACGCAUGACACCCGCUGAGCGUAUGCACAGUUUGUUAGAAGUCUAUUUUAUUGCUAUUUAUGAAUUUGUAAAGCUUGGUUUUUUUUUUUCUUUUUUGUAUUUUUUUUAAUCUCUAGACAACCCAGUUUUGCCGUUGGAUCAAUCAUUGAUUGUCAGCUUGCGGUCAAUUUCGGACUCCCGGCAAUUGCAAUGCAAACGCCUUAAAAGAGUUUGCUUGAGGCUGAAAAUCUGAGCGAAAAAUUGGGGUUUGUAUGUAAAGUAGCAGUGGUUUCGGGGUUUACAUGUAAAUUAUUGCAAAUUUUUGUUCGAAAAUGUGGCUGUAAAUACUCGUACAUGACCAUGGCAGGAUGAUUUAUUGGCCGGUCUGAGAACCCAUUUUUCCCGGAUCGCUGCGCACCGCAACUCAAACCCUAGGUUUUGUGUUUUUCGCUUGAAAAAAAUGAAAAUUUGGCGAUAAUUUGCAGCGUAAUUUGAUAAAUUCUUAGGUGAUUAACGUGGCUUGCAAAUUGGUGCAAAAUUGUUUCAUAACGUCCCUUGGGCCGGUAGGAGGCGAGGCAAAUCUUGUAGCUACAACGAGUGAAAAGAUUACAUAGUUCGGCCAAUGGGAUUGAAGCCGGUAGCUGAUGUGGAGGAUGCUGCUUACUUUUAAAUCACAAUUGUAAUGCUUGUGGCUUUAAGAGGCUUGAAUUUGUCCUAUGGAGAUAGUGUUAUUGAUGAGUGGCUACAGUUAGCAAAGAUUUGAGUUCAGGGCACAUUAUUUGUAGGAAAAGAGUUGAUAUCACUUUUUCUAGGUCCCAAUCUGUUCUGAUAGAAAGCAGAGUUGGCUAUUGAAAAUAGAUGCAGCCCGUGGUUGUUUCUUCCAGGAUUGAUUAAUUGUAUUUUCUUGGCCCGCUCUUCAUGACAGGUGCCAAUCUGCCAUUUGAGAAAUGAGCUAUUGUUUCUAAAGAUACUUAGCAUAUCUUCGAGAACACUUCCCAUUGUUUUGGUCGUAAUUCAGAAUUUAACAGCUUCUCCAAAGCUGUUCUGUUGACGCUGUAACUUACAAAUCACUGAAUUUGUUUUUCAGCUCGUAAAGUAUAACAGGGGCACGGCUUGGCUUGGUUCCUGUUUGGGUUGAAUUGGACUGGUUCCUCAUUUGGUCCAUUAGUUGGAGUGGAUUGGACUGGUUCCUGAUUUAAUCCAUUUGGAUUGCAAUUCUCUGAUUGCUGGUCAUAGCAGGACCUUAGAAGAGAAUGCUACAUUUCUCCACAGCAAUCAAUUGUCCUGAUGCCCUGGUGUAUUUCGCUAAGAUCUCUUAUAUUUAAUAGUACUCAUUUUAAAGGGGUGACAGUUCUUUGCCUAUUCAAGGAUCCGUUUUUUUAAAAGGUACCAAUUGAAAGACUAUGCAAUGGGUCAGUCUGUGGAGCAGUCUAAGGAUUUUCAGGGUUCACCAAGAUGGAUCCCUACCAUUGAUAUUUUUCAAACAAAGGAAAAUACAGCAUAUAUUCCAACCAAGUUGAAUGACUUCCAUGUACCAAGUGAUACCAGUUUGUUUUCAAGAUCAUUGCCUGUUCUUUUUCAUGGAAAAUUAAAUCUGUCAGAUAAGGAGUGCAUUGAAAACUCCAACAUAACUACGUCUUGUCAUAUAAAUGAAAAACCUCCAGGAGAAGAUCCUUUGGUAACUCUUCAAGGCAUGGAGAUCCAAGGUCAAGGAUUUGUCCUUCCUGACGACGAAGAAGAGCUUCUGGCUGGCAUAAUGGAUGAUUUUGAUUUGACUGGUCUACCAAGUCAGGUUGAAGAACUAGAAGAAUAUGAUGAUUUAUUUAGCAGUGGAGGUGGUAUGGAGUUGGAUUCUGAUUCACAUGAGUGUGUUAAUUAUAACUACAGCAACAUUGUAACUUCAGAUUAUAUUGCUGGGGGUGGUGCAAACCACCAUGGCAUUUCAAAUGUUCUUGGACCUGUCAUAGGAGAACAUCCAUAUGGUGAACAUCCCUCCAGAACUCUAUUUGUGCGAAACAUCAAUAGUAAUGUGGAGGAUUCUGAGCUUCGUGCUUUAUUUGAGCAACAUGGUGACAUCAGGAUGCUCUACACUACAUGCAAGCAUCGUGGUUUUGUGAUGAUUUCAUACUAUGAUAUUCGUUCAGCACGGGAUGCUAUGAGAAAUCUUCAGAACAAACCACUACGUCGGAGGAAACUUGAUAUUCAUUUUUCUAUUCCAAAGGAUAAUCCUUCAGAUAAAGACAUAAAUCAGGGUACACUUGUUGCCUUCAACUUGGAUCCAUCUGUGUCAAAUGAUGAUUUACGACAAAUAUUUGGAGCUCAUGGGGAAGUAAAAGAGAUAAGGGAAACCCCCCACAAACGACAUCAUAAGUUUAUUGAGUUUUAUGAUGUGAGACAUGCUGAAGCAGCAUUACGAGCCCUCAACAGGAGUGAGAUUGCUGGCAAGCGUAUCAAACUUGAACCUAGCCGUCCUGGUGGAGCAAGGCGCAGCUAUAUGCAAUGUCUGAGCCAGGAGCCAGAGCAGGAUGAAAACAGACCUUACCAACAACAAACUGGUUCGCCAUUGCUGAAUUCACCUCCAGGGCCUUGGGAACAUUUUAGCACUCCUAGUGAAAAUGGUUCAGUACACAGCAUGACAUUUUCACGUGGUUUUGGAAAUAUAAACUAUCCACUUAACAAGCCAUCACCAGGGAUUGGUGCAAGCCUACCACCUUUCCCUUCUACCAAAAGUGGAAUUGUAAAUGGCGAUUUUGCAAGAGCUAAACAAGUUGAGCAAAUGGCUACCUUCAAGAGUUUUACAAAGCCUGGUCAACUAAAUCAGUCUCAUUCUUUUCCAGACUAUGAAAAUGGUAUGCUGCAGGUGAUGCAUUAUAAUUCUUCUGGAAGUGUGCCUGUACCACAGAGCUCCACCCCUUUUGGGCACCAUGAAGGGACAGGAGCAGGAAGCAGUGGGUCAGUUGGUUAUCCAAGUCCAAGUUCAGCUGGAAGUGGUACAUUCCCAGGUCAUCACUAUUUGUGGGGCAGCGCAAGUCCCUAUUCUCAUCAUAUUCCAUGGCCUGGACCAUCGCAUGGACACACAUUCAAUUCUGGUGGAGCCCAGCCUUACUCAAUGAGACAGAUACCUUAUCUAAGUUCAUCCAUGACGUCACGUCAUUAUCAUGUUGGCUCUGCUCCGUCAAGUGAGCCUUCACUGGAAAGACACUUCGGUUAUAUCACAGAGUCACCUGAUUUGUCUUUUGUGAGCCCUAGCUCUCUUGGAACCAUGAGUUGUACGACUGGGAGCCCUGUAAUGGGUUUUGGUGGACAUGGUGUUGUAAAUGCUGGUGUUGCUGGUAUGACUUCCAAUGGAAGCACUGAAUGUGGGUCUCCAAUUGGGGUUCUUUCCCCACAGCGUAAAGGCCGGAUGUUUACUGGCGCUGGCCUUACUGGUACAAUGGCAAACUUUGGAGAAGGACUAAAUGAUCGUGGCCGAAGCCGUCGUGGUGAUUCCAGUACGAAUCAAACAGAUAAUAAGAAGCAAUAUCAACUUGAUUUGGAGAAAAUUAUGCACGGUGAAGAUACCCGGACAACUAUUAUGAUCAAGAACAUACCCAACAAGUAUACUUCAAAGAUGCUAAUUCUUGCUAUUGACGAACACCAUCAUGGAACAUAUGAUUUUCUUUACCUGCCAAUCGAUUUUAAGAAUAAAUGCAAUGUUGGCUAUGCAUUUAUAAAUAUGACGGCUCCAUCUCAUAUUAUUCCUUUUUAUCAGGCAUUCAAUGGAAAGAAAUGGGAGAAGUUCAAUAGUGAGAAAGUUGCUUCUUUGGCAUAUGCGCGAAUUCAGGGAAAAGCUGCUCUUAUCUCACAUUUCCAAAAUUCUAGUCUGUUGAAUGAAGAUAAGCGGUGUCGUCCUAUUGUUAUUAAUCCCGAGGCUGGGAAUCAGGAGGUCCUCCCAAUGGGACUUGAUCUUAAAGUAUAUCCAGUAAAAGAAUUUGGCGAUGGAGGCAUACAACGAAGUCCAACAGAAAAUGUUAAUAAUGAUGAAUUGCUACAAAAAGUUGACAAUACCACCAAUGACAACGACUUUAAUGAAAUUUCAAGUGAAAUAAGCAAGUUGCUUGACCUUUCUUGAAUUAAUGUGUAGAUAAAAAGGGCCUCGAGAAUUAUUAGUAUCAUGUGGGUUGUAUAUGUGGGACAGCACUCAUUUUUUGGCUUUUGGUAUUCCUGGUGGUCUCAUUUUGUUUCAUCAGAUUCGGCGAGGCUUUUGUUCAUUUCUGUAUAUAUAAAAGGUUUACAUGAUUGGUUAGUUUUGUGUUUGAAAGCCGGCAAUAUACUCAGGUUAAACAACAACUUUGAAGAAUUUGCAAUAACAUGCAAUUCUUCUGUUGAAUCCAACCUGAGGAAGUGUACAGGUGAACUGAGAGAUUAACGAAGGUUUUCUUUGUCAAGGCAUUGACAUUCUUUAUGUAAAUUUACUUGACUGAAAAACAAUUCCAAUGGUGACAUUUCUAAUAUUACAAUGUAGAUCUCCUAUCACCAUUAAGACAUGGUGUAAGCUAUUGA